Schistocerca serialis cubense is the source of this 2478-nucleotide messenger RNA. RefSeq names its product zinc finger protein 37-like. The transcript has 6 exons. Gene Ontology annotation, molecular function: zinc ion binding; DNA-binding transcription factor activity; RNA polymerase II cis-regulatory region sequence-specific DNA binding. Gene Ontology annotation, cellular component: nucleus. Gene Ontology annotation, biological process: regulation of transcription by RNA polymerase II. The coding region runs from base 1 to 2478 and encodes 825 amino acids. NCBI's taxonomy places the organism in Eukaryota, Metazoa, Arthropoda, Insecta, Orthoptera, Acrididae. The record is from RefSeq and is a predicted model, not a curated record.
AUGGAUCUUAAGCUGUCCUCCAAACUAAACGAAUACGGAAAUUCUUUUAAACGAACAUGCCGAUUAUGUGGUCGCAUAGGAAGAAGGUUUACAGAUAUAUUUGCGGAGUUACCUACUGGAAAGAACACCACGUCGGAAUUGUCUGAAUUGAUUCACAGUUGUGUGAAGCUUCAAGUGAAAGAAAACGAUGGCUUCCCUAAAAAGCUCUGCGGAGACUGCAUGAAAAAAUUAUUUUCUUGGCAACAAUUUUAUAUAAAAUGCUGUGACACACAAAGAAAAUUAGAAAAGAAUUUCACUGACAGAAUCAAGAGACUGAGUGAAAAUAAUGCAGAGAAUUCAGAUAAUAAGGAAAAUUUGUGUACUGAGUUAGAAUUUCAUUCUGAGAGAAUUAACUCCUCAAAUGAAUCAAAGGAACCAAAGAAGAAUACUUGUGGACCUAAGAAACAAAGUUCAAACAAAAAAUAUUCAGCUGGGUCAAGAAAAGCUAAACGGCAAAAAUGCAAGACUAAGUAUCAUAAAAUAUCAUCUAGUUGCAGGGUUGUUGGUGCAGCUAUUUCAGAUUCUGGCCACACAAAAAGUGCCACUGAAUGUGUUGGUGCAAGUGGUGUAGUACAGAUUAGGACAGAUGAUAAGCAAAAUAUUAUAGAAUCAGCUGAAGAUAAGGGUUGCACUGAGGAUUUAAGAAGUACUCCUCUGAAAGAGGAUGGUUAUGAAAAAGAAAGUGAGAAAAAUGUGGGCAAUACUGAAGCCAUGGAAGUAUCAUUCUCAGGAGUGCCAGGAGAUCCUGUUGAUUCAUUAAACAGGGAAAAAGAUGAUGUCUCCUCAGAGGAACUAGAAAUUCGCUCAGCUGAUCAAUGCAGUGCACAGGGCCAGAGUGAUCCAAGCAGAUUUGCUAGUGAUGAAGAAGAAAUCAAGACACAAAUCUCUGAUAAAAGUAAUUCUGAAAAUAACAGUAAUGAUCCAUUAUCAAAAAAAUCAAAAGUAAAUGAGAAGAGUAUCUACCAUUGUCAUAUAUGUGAGAGAAACAUUUUGCACAAGUAUAGAUAUGAUUUGCAUAUGGCCAUGCAUGAUCAUAAACGUGAAUAUAAAUGUGAUAAAUGUUCCAAAAAAUUGAGAAGCAAGUGCUCCUUAAGGUACCACAUGAUGACACAUUCAGAGAACCAUAAUUACUGCUGCCAUGUUUGUGGGCAGCUGUUUCGCAGUGCUUCAUCAUUGUGUAAUCAUGUUCGGUUGCACAGUGAAGCCAAACACCAUGUUUGCUCAUUGUGUGGAAAAGCAUUUCAUCAGAGCUAUUCAUUGCAAGUCCACAUGAGAUCACACACAGGAGAGAAGCCAUAUUCUUGUUCAGAAUGUGAUCACCGCUUUGCUUAUCGCUCCAAACUGAAUUUACACAUUAAGACUGUGCAUCAUCAGAUCAGGAAGAAGAGAUGCAAUGCCUGUGGUAAAGAAUUGCAAAAUGAUGCUGAUUUUCAAGAUCACAUGCUUGCUCAUCACGGCAUAAGAAAUAUGAAAUGUGAUAUCUGUGGCAAAUGUUUCUUCUCCAAAAACAGCUUGUUUCGACACCGUAGAUCACAUACUGGUGAGAAGCCAUUUGAGUGUGGAAUUUGUGGGAAACGAUUUGCUGAUUGGAGUAAUCGAAAACGACACAUGGAUCGACAUCAAAAACCAGGGUUGGUACCCAGUUCAGAAUUGCAGGGAACGAAAAGACCCAGUACCAGGAAAACUGAUUUAGUAAUAAGCAGUGAAGAAGGGAAAGGUAAAACAUAUACAAGCUUAAGGUCAUUUUUAGAAUCUUCAGAAGUAGCGGAGGCUUUAUCUGAUGGUAAAACUGAUGAGCGUAGCAAUUCAGAAGAUGUAGAGUAUUUCACUUUUUUAACAUCAGACAGUAUUGGAAAUGAAAUUCAAGAAACCUUUUUUGUGUCUGAGACCAGAGAGCUGGCUGACUGUGAAAUGGUUCUAAAUGAUACUGUCACUCUUCAUGCAGCCGAAAGUCUGAAUGAUGGUAUUGUCCUUCAGCAAGGGACUUCAAACAAUGAGGUUCCAAGUUUUCAGGAAGUAGAUGAUGAUUCCAAUGACCUUGAUGCAUUUCUGGUUUCUAAGAAUGAUGUUUUAAAUGAUGACAUUUUACAAGAAAAUACAGCAAGUUUAGUGGAUGAAAAUAAUAUUCUGCAAGAAGCCAUUGAGGAAUCAGAUAAUCUUCUUGAAGCUUUCCUGGCCAGUGAAAAUAAUGAGCAGCCAAACGACAUUGACAUGAACAUCAUGGGAGACAACUCAGAUGAAUUUGCUGCAGACCCAGAGGAAAAUAUGAAUAUAAUUGAAAUUUCCCUUGCACCCAGUGCAGCUGAUUCUGAUCUUAGUGAUACAUUUGGUUCUAAUUUAGCAACCAAAUCUGACCACUUGCUUUUUCCUCAUGUCAGUGAUGCUGAAAAAGAUUCAGUUAUUCAAAUGCUCAAUAAUUUAGGAACCAUUGUUAUGUAA